Enhydra lutris kenyoni (northern sea otter) is the source of this 1879-nucleotide messenger RNA. RefSeq names its product family with sequence similarity 207 member A (gene SLX9). NCBI's taxonomy places the organism in Eukaryota, Metazoa, Chordata, Mammalia, Carnivora, Mustelidae. The transcript has 6 exons. Gene Ontology annotation, cellular component: nucleolus; 90S preribosome; preribosome, small subunit precursor. The coding region runs from base 5 to 664 and encodes 219 amino acids. The record is from RefSeq and is a predicted model, not a curated record. Gene Ontology annotation, biological process: maturation of SSU-rRNA from tricistronic rRNA transcript (SSU-rRNA, 5.8S rRNA, LSU-rRNA).
GCGCAUGGGGAAGGUGAGGGGGCUGCGGGCCCGCGUGCACCAGGCGGCGGUGAGGCCGGCAGGGCAGGCCCUGUGCGGCCCCGCGGCCCCGGCCCGGGAGGCGGCCCCUGCGCAGGCGGCGGCCGGCGGGCUCGGCGCGAAGGAAUGGGCUUUCACAAGCACCGAUAUUUUCGCCGGGACGAAGAUAGACCCCAGCGCCUUGGUGCAGAAGCUGGACCCGGACGCGAGGAGUGUUGCUUCCAUCAGGAGAGGUGUGGAGCCCAGGGUGGUUUUACCCAAGAAGGAGAAGCUGAAGCUGCGGCGUGAGAGGUGGCUGCAGAAAAUCGAAGCCAUUAAGCUGGCGGAGCGGCAGCGCAAGGCGGAGCAGAGACGGAGGGCCGCAGUGGUGGUGGGGGACCUGCAGCCCCUGAGAGACGCCCUCCCUGAGCUGCUGGAGCUGGAGGCGGGUGCGCGGCAGCCCCAUGCCCGAGGCAGGGUGAGCCGCAGGCCCCGGCCCGCCGAGCUGAGCCGCAUGAGCGCUGCAGAGAGGCUCCAACUCCUGGAGGAAGAAAGGGCUCGGUUUCGGGAGCUGCUGGCCAGUCCAGCCUACAGGGCCGGCCCCCUCCUGGCCAUCGGGCAACAGCUGGCCCGGCAGGUGCAGCUGGACGGCAGCAGCCAGCUCUGACGCGGCCCGGAGGCGUCCCAGGAGCUCCAGGGAUCCGCCCCUUGCCGUCCUUGUCCCGAACCUGGCCGGAGAGCCCACCGCGAAAGUGAGGGCACGGUCGCAGGUGUCGGGGUGAGGGCAGCUCCCCUGUGCUUCCCACAGUCCCUGGGCUUCCUUCCAGACUGCUCGCGGGCUGCCCGGGGUCCCUCGGCACGAUCCCCAACCCGCCUGGCUAUGUGCCUCCCCAGCUCCUCUGCAGCCCGAGAUCCUCUCCAGGCGGGUUCUGUGGGCGGCUGCUGCCCUCCCAGUGCCCAGGGGCUCCUGUCUGCUCCUCUUGGGUCAUGGCCCCCGUGCCCCUCCCCCAGCCCUUUCCCCCCGUGUCUCCCUUGAGCUCCAAGCCCGCAUCGCUCCCGACCUGUGCCUGGCAUUGAGGUGAGCAGGGCCGCCACCGUCCAGCCGUCCGGAGACGGCGCAGACCUGGUCCCGCCUGAGAGCAAGAUGGGCAUUUCCUGUCCGAAGCCCGGGGUUUGGAAGCCAGGUUGCAGGGACAGACUUCACCCCUAAGGGCCUGGCUUGUCCGGGGGGUGUGUGCGGUGUGGGGGCACCCUGUCCACGUCCCAUGGGGUCAGUGGUGCUGGUCGUGUGGCCCAGUGGCCUGGGCACCCAGGGCAGCAGCUCCAGACCCAGGGAAGCCCCAUCACCCUCGGGGCCAGGGCCGGGAUACCCAGUACCCCUUGCCUGGCUGUGGCGUGCGGGCGGGGCGUCCAAGAGCCAGGCACUCUGGGCUUUGUGGCCGAACUGGCGUGAGCUCUGGAAAUGUCAUCGAUCUCUGGUGCCACGGCUGGUGUGCCCGCUGUUCCCAGACACCGAAAAGCGUCUCCCAAGGCUCUCCAGGCAUGGGUGGCUGAAGGGAAUCCGAGCCUGUGCCCCACCCCCACUGGGCAUCCUGGACCCUUUCUAGCCACCAGAGCACACAGCGUCGCGCCUCCCAGGAACAGGACACAGAAAGGGACAGGUGUGGCCUCUGAGGCUGCGGGUGGGAGCCUGAGUCCCUUCGGCUGGAGGUCAGCACGGCCGUCUGGACACCAGCCUCUGAGCGACGAUGCUCUCUUGUCCUCAGCACGGACACCGGUUCCCCAUAAGCGAGAUGAGCUGUUUACGAUGUGUUUGUGAUCGACUCACGUUUGCAAUAAACACGUGCGGGAGAACCCGAGUGGGGCCCCGCCGCGGUCUUAA